ACGAAACCUUUUCAUUUUUACAAAACACCCGUUCUUUCACAUAAACACCCGAAGAGCGUGUUUUUAACAUGCAUUUAAAUAGACGUCAAUUAAAGAACCUCCAUAACUAUCAAUAUAUCGGCGUUGAUAAUUCUUUAUUGUCUCGGCAUGUGUUGAAGCCAUACUGGUGGAGCCAGUUGCUCAAAAUAAUUCCAUUGUCCAUGGCUCCGAAUUUGAUUACCUUGACGGGAUUGGGUUUUGUUGCCGUGAAUGUCAUAACCAUGCUCGUAUACAAAUAUGGAUACGGAUUGGACGCGUUUCCUGGCUGGGUGUACGCCUCUUGGGCUAUUGGUCUAUUUUUAUACCAAAGUUUUGAUGCCAUUGAUGGUUCUCAGGCACGCCGUACCAAUAGUUCCUCUCCACUUGGCCAACUGUUUGAUCAUGGUGUCGAUGCCAUCAACACGAGCUUGGAAGUUUGGUUAACCACAGAAUUACUUCAACUAAAUCUUCCAAUGUCCAUCCUUACUCAGUGUGCUAGUCUGUUUUAUUUUUAUACUUCUACUUGGGAAGAAUAUCACACGGGCAUCCUGUAUUUGUCUUACGUAUCUGGUCCAGUCGAAGGAAUUUUGUUGGUUUGUGGAUUGUAUGCUAUUACUGCCUAUACUGGUGAUGGUUUUUGGACAAGGCUUCGUCCUACCCCAGAGUCUCUUGGUUUCCUUCGUUCUUUAGCUCCUUACUAUACGUAUGGCUCUUGUCUUUUUAAGCUUUUAGGCGUUGGUCUUUUUUCGAAUGUUUUUCAGAGCAUUUGGAAUGCAUUGCGUGCUUUGAAAAAACAACAGAAGUGCGCUUGCAAGGCCUUGCUUGGACUUUCUCCUUAUCUUGUACAAUGGACUGCCGUCUUUUUGCUUUAUGUGAAAUACCCCUACUUUUUUGAAGAGCAAUUUGUCACUAUUUAUUUAUUAAACGCGAUCAUCUUUGCCUAUUCUGUCGGUGUCAUUAUUGUCUCUCAUGUCACAGAAUCAUCCUUCCCUUACUGGAAUGUUUUGAUUCUUCCUUUUGUGGUAAAUGCCUUGGACGCCUAUACGUUCGGAAUUUUAAAAAACUAUCAAAAGGAAUACAUAUUUGCGUACUUCGGUUUUGGACUAGGUAUCUAUGGCAACUUUGUUGCCCAUAUUGUAUCAUCUAUCACGGAGGAGUAUGGGAUUUAUUGCUUACGACUUCGUCCUAAGCCAGAAGAAAAGAAAAAAUAAUGUAUCCUUUAUAAUUCCCCUAAGCUGGAAUUUUUUAUUUCGGCUAUUUUACCUUUAUUUUUUUCUCGUUCGUUGUAGGUGACUUACCAACGUAAAAAGAUUUAUAAUAAC
This is a messenger RNA of Schizosaccharomyces cryophilus OY26, 1340 nucleotides long. RefSeq names its product diacylglycerol cholinephosphotransferase. The transcript has 2 exons. Gene Ontology annotation, cellular component: membrane. Gene Ontology annotation, biological process: phospholipid biosynthetic process. The record is from RefSeq and is a predicted model, not a curated record. NCBI's taxonomy places the organism in Eukaryota, Fungi, Ascomycota, Schizosaccharomycetes, Schizosaccharomycetales, Schizosaccharomycetaceae. Gene Ontology annotation, molecular function: phosphotransferase activity, for other substituted phosphate groups. The coding region runs from base 69 to 1229 and encodes 386 amino acids.